Molecule: messenger RNA, 465 nt
Organism: Trachymyrmex cornetzi
Lineage: Eukaryota; Metazoa; Arthropoda; Insecta; Hymenoptera; Formicidae
Exons: 3
Coding region: 1-465 (154 amino acids)
Source: RefSeq, a predicted model, not a curated record
AUGACCUUGGGUGGCUUCACCAAGGGGAUUGUGCCGAUACGACUUAUCGAUCGAAAGAGGAGCAAGCACGUAAACCUCUUGUACGUGGAGGACGAUAACGUAGGACACUUUGCACUCAUCAAAGAUUUAUCUCGAUUAGUCAACUCACAAAUCAAUAAAAAGGAGCAUAAGAAAUAUUUCUGCGAUAGAUGUAUCCACUACUUUAGCACGAGCGCAAAACUGGAGAUCCAUACUGAGGACUGUGGGAAAUUAAACGAUUGUGCGAUAAGACUGCCGAGCGAGGACGACAAAUGGCUGAGCUUCCGCAACCACUGCAGGAAAGAACGCGUCCCGUUCGUAGUCUACGCAGAUCUUGAGUGUGCGUUGGAGAAAACAGAUAAGGAUCUAACAUCAGCUACGCAUACGUACCAACAUCACAACGUCUUCAGUAUCGGGUAUUACGUGAACUGCUCCUACGAUAGCUGA